AGAGUUAAAUUCAUAAAUGAAAUUUCUCUCUACAGUAAAUUUUAGUUGUUUUGAUGAUCAAUAAUUUUUCUGUGGUAAAUUGAGGCGAAAGUCGGCAGAACAACAUUUUCCCUUCUUAACUUUAGAUAAGCCUUUCAAAAAGAAAAGGGGAAAUUUUUUUGACUUAAGUUAAAGAAAACAAAGAAACCAAAGCGAGCUAUACAAAACUCUUCGUAUUUUCAUCUCUCAAAAUUUCCGAUUAUUCUUGCUAGAUUAUAUAGUUACAAAGUGGGAGAGAAGCAAAACGUAGAUUUGAAUUGGUACAUAUAGCCUCAAACGACGUCGUACUAGUUGGAGAAAAUCAUUUCAACGAAGCUCUGGAGUCGGAUCAAGUGAGAUUUCAAAGUUCAAGAAAUGGUGCUAGUAAAUGCCGCACGGGAUUACAUCAAUCGAAUCCUUCAAGACAUUUCCGGGAUGAAAAUUCUCAUCCUCGAUUCUGCUACGGUUAGUAUUGUAAGCGUUGCAUAUUCUCAGUCAGAGCUUCUUCAGAAAGAAGUUUUUUUGGUUGAAUUUGUAGAUUCAAUAUCCAUGUCCAAAGAGCCAAUGUCACAUCUAAAAGCAGUUUAUUUCCUUCGACCAACAUCAGAGAAUAUUCAGCUUAUGCGGCGUCAAUUGGCUAAACCUCGAUUUGGCGAGUAUCACCUUUUUUUCUCAAACAUGUUGAAAGAUACCCAACUGCAUAUCUUAGCUGAUUCAGAUGAGCAUGAGAUUGUUCGCCAAGUGCAGGAGUUCUUUGCUGACUUUGUUGCAUUAGACCCAUUUCACUUCACGUUGAACAUUGCAUCCAACCAAAUGUAUAUGCUCCCAGCAGUUGUUGAUCCUUCAAGUCUGCUGCACUUUUGUGAACGAGUUGUCGAUGGAAUUGCUGCUUUAUUUUUGGCCUUGAAACGAAGACCUAUUAUUCGUUAUUCAAGAACAUCUGACAUUUCAAAAAGAAUAGCACAAGAGGCAGCGAAGCUGAUGUACCAGCAGGAAAGUGGUCUUUUUGAUUUUAGACGAACAGAGGUUACUCCUUUGUUGUUGGUGAUUGAUAGGAGGGAUGACCCAGUUGCUCCCUUGCUUAAUCAAUGGACUUAUCAGGCAAUGGUCCAUGAGUUGAUAGGCAUUCAAGACAACAAAGUGGACUUGAGAAACAUUGGCAAAUUUCCCAAGGAUCAACAGGAGGUUGUCUUAUCCUCUGAACAAGAUGCCUUUUUCAAAGCCAAUAUGUAUGAAAACUUUGGAGAUAUUGGAAUGAAUAUCAAAAGGAUGGUGGAUGAUUUCCAACAAAUUGCAAAGAGCAACCAGAACAUCCAGACUGUAGAGGAUAUGGCUAAAUUUGUUGACAAUUACCCCCAAUACAGAAAAAUGCAUGGCAAUGUUUCUAAGCAUGUGACCCUUGUUACGGAAAUGAGCAAGAUAGUUGAAGAAAGAAAACUCAUGUUAGUUUCAGAAGUAGAACAGGAAUUGGCUUGCAAUGGUGGCCAAGGGGCUGCAUUUGAGGCUGUGACAAAUCUUCUUAACAAUGACAGUGUCUCUGACAUUGACCGCUUACGUCUAGUCAUGCUGUAUGCUUUGCGUUAUGAAAAGGAGAGUCCUGUUCAACUGAUGCAGUUAUUUAACAAAUUGGCAUCCCGGUCUCCCAAGUAUAAGCCUGGGCUUGUGCAAUUUUUACUAAAGCAGGCUGGAGUUGAUAAACGAACUGGGGAUCUUUAUGGAAACCGGGAUCUUCUAAAUAUUGCACGCAACAUGGCUCGUGGGCUCAAGGGGGUUGAGAAUGUGUACACCCAACAUCAGCCGCUUUUAUUUCAUAUAAUGGAGAGCAUUACCAAGGGGCGACUGAAAGAUGUGGAUUAUCCUUUUGUUGGGAAUCACUUUCAGCAAGGGAGGUUGCAGGAAGUGGUUAUAUUCAUUGUUGGCGGGACAACAUAUGAAGAAUCACGUGCAGUUGCUUUACAAAAUACUACAAACUCUGGUAUUCGUUUCAUUCUUGGGGGUUCUGCAGUUCUCAAUUCUAAGAGGUUUCUGAAGGACCUUGAAGAAGCUCAGAGGAUAGCUCGGACUACCACUGGUUUGGUUUGACUUCCAAUCUAGACUCUCAAGCAUCUUGACUCUUGACUCUUUCAAAAUGGUGAUACUGCUGUAUGUAAAUGUGAGUUGUAAUACAUGUUUUCUGAAACAGUUGCCGCCCCUCUCAUUGCCAAUUUUGACAGUCACAAUGCGGUUCUAAUAACUUAGUUGCUGUUCUUUGUAGCU
Messenger RNA from Coffea arabica (coffee), 2274 nucleotides. NCBI's taxonomy places the organism in Eukaryota, Viridiplantae, Streptophyta, Magnoliopsida, Gentianales, Rubiaceae. The record is from RefSeq and is a predicted model, not a curated record.